Trichomycterus rosablanca is the source of this 4902-nucleotide messenger RNA. It is a transcript of the gene fyco1a, whose product is annotated as FYVE and coiled-coil domain autophagy adaptor 1a. Gene Ontology annotation, cellular component: lysosome; late endosome; autophagosome. Gene Ontology annotation, biological process: positive regulation of autophagosome maturation; plus-end-directed vesicle transport along microtubule. The coding region runs from base 141 to 4640 and encodes 1499 amino acids. Gene Ontology annotation, molecular function: metal ion binding. Lineage: Eukaryota; Metazoa; Chordata; Actinopteri; Siluriformes; Trichomycteridae. The record is from RefSeq and is a predicted model, not a curated record. The transcript has 18 exons.
CAAACACUUCUAUUCUUUUCUUCCCAGGGGCGGCACGGUGGCUCGGUGGGUAACACUGUCAGUUCACUUUGUUGCUCCGCAAACACUACUGCAGACUCCACAUGAGCUCUUGACCUGAUUAUCAGGGAGCCAGCAGGACCAUGGCGACGGCUGGUGAGACCCAGCUUCAGAGGAUCAUCAGAGAUCUUCAUGAUGCUAUAACAGAGCUCGCCAAAGAGUACAAGGAGAACGGAGAGCCGAUCACAGACGACAGCACAAACCUUCACAAGUUCUCCUACAAACUGGAGUACCUGCUACAGUUUGACCAGAAAGAGAAGACUACAUUUCUGGGAACCAGGAAGGAUUACUGGGACUAUUUUAAUGACUGUCUUGCCAAAAUCAAAGGAGCCAACGAUGGCAUUCGCUUCGUCAAAUCCAUAACCGAGCUGAAAACAUCUCUGGGAAAAGGACGAGCUUUUAUCCGCUACUCUCUGGUGCACCAGCGGUUAGCUGACACACUUCAGCAGUGCCUCCUAAACCAAAAGGUUACCAGUGACUGGUAUUAUUCCCGGAGUCCCUUCAUAAAGCCUCACCUCAGUGUGGACAUUAUUAAUUACCUCUAUGAGCUCAACGAGGUCCAGUUUGAUGUGGCUUCCCGAGGUCAUGACCUGGAUUCAGCAUGGCCCAGUUUUGCAAGGAGAACUCUGGGUACGACAAGCUCUCCCAGCCUCAUGUGGAAACCACCCAGUCGUAGCUCCAGCAUCAACAGCCUGGCCAGCUCGUACUCUCAGGUGCCAGAGUUUCUCUACAGUCCAGACUUUGGACAGGGACUGUUGAAUGAAUCUGUGGAACCUCUACAAGAUUCGUCCUUAAGCACAGUGGACGAGCUCCGUCUGGAGCUGGAUCAGUCUGAACUGAAGCAACGAGAGCUUAUUGACCAAGUCCAGCAGCUCGGUGGUGAGACCACAGAGCUUCGUGAAGUAGUGACUGAACUGCAGCGACAGCUGGACAUCUCACUAGCAGCUCAGGCUAAUCACCAAGAGCUCCAGCUCAAGCUGCAGGUGCUGGAUCAGAGGGAGCGGACUCUAGCACAAGAGCUGGGGCUCCUGAGGGGACGUGAAGCUGCUAGAGAGGCAGAAAAGCAGGAACUUCAUGGAAAGUUAGCAUCCGCAGAGAGAAAAAACGAGGAGCUUAUGGCUAAACUUGAUCGGGUGCUUGAGGAAAAAGGACAGAGAGCAGCCAGCCACUUGGACUCAGCAGAGAAGAUUCAUGAGCUCCUGGAUGGACUUAAGGAGGCAGAGAAAGGGAGGAUAGAAGCACUAGCAGAUGGAGAGGAGAAAAGAAAGUAUGCUGAAAGACUGGCUGAAGACCUCAGGAAAGCAAAGCAAGCCUUGGGAGAUGGAGAAACUAAAAUGACAGCUUUAACAGAAAAAGGUGAAAAGCUGGCCAAGGAGCAACGCAACGCCAUGGAUAAACUUCAAGAGGAGCUGUUGGUGAGGGAGAAGGAAGCUAACAAUCUCCGAAAAGACCUGCAAGACCUUCAGCAUUGUCUGGAGACAACAGAGUCAGAGGCUGCAGUUGAGAAAAAGAGGACAGUGAAGGAAACUGAAGAGCUGCAGAAAAAGUUGAGUGCUCUUAGAGAAGACCUGGAAGGCCAGGUGAAAAGCCUGAAUGCACAGCUCAAGACUAAAGAAGCUGCAGCUCUCUCCAGCUCCAAGAGAAUCCAGAACCUGGAGUCUGAAGUUCAGAAGGUGGCACAAGAGAAACAGACCUUGGGUGGAGAUGUGCAAGAAUUAGAGACCAGAAUCAAAGACCAGAGCAAGAAGAUCGACGAAUACAAAGAGCAGUGCACCAAUCUGAUGGAAUUAAACACCAACCUCAUCCAAUCAGCCAAAAAGAACGAGGAGACCUGCAAACAGCUGGAAGAAACCAAGGCUGCAUUAGAAAGUGAGCUUGCUGGGCUGAGAGCAUCCGAGAAUCAGCUCAGAGGACAACUUGACGAUGCUAAAGUGACCGUCGAUGAAAAGGAACAGCGGAUGCGUGAGGAGAACCGCAGCCUUUAUGAGAAGCUCCAGAAAGCAAACAUGCAGAUUAAAGAGUCUGAAGGCAUAGCUCACAAGUUGCAGCAGGGGAACGGGGAACUCAAGGAGGAGCAUGUGAAACUUAAGGGUGCUCUCACUUCUAAGCAAGAGGAGCUACACAACAUUCAAGAACAGAGUGCUUAUCUUGAGAAAAGCUUAGAAGGAUCCAGGCAAAAUGAAGCAAACCUGACCUUGCAAUUGACGGAACGAGAUUCCCAACUGAAGGACAAAGAGCAGCAGAAUGAGAAGCUCCAGGAGACAAUAGAUGAACUGGAAGCCCGUGAACGAGAGCUGCAGAAAGGGAAGGUGGAUGCAGAGAGUGCCCUUGAGAGACAAAGCAAGAUGAUAGAAAACUUAGAGGUGCAGAGAAAAGCUGUAGAAACAGCUCAGCUAGAGACAAGUGCCUGUAAUGCGAAGGAAGCCCAAAAGAUGGCUACGAAUAUUGCUUUGUUGGAGGGGCAGUUGGACAUAAAUGUUAAAGAAGUGUCCAGGCUUCAGGAAGAAGUUGUGGACCUAAAAAGCAAGUUGCACAGUGCUUCUGAGGACAAGGUCAAGAUCCAGGCCAGUCUGGAAAUCACAGAAGCGUCUAAAAAGGAGCUACAAACCCUGACUGAACAACUCAAAAAGCAAGGCGAGGAGCUAAACCGAGUUCAUGUCGGUGAACUUCUGCACUCUAAGCAGCGCAUGGAGGCUGUAACGUCUGAACUAGACGCCGAAAGAUCCGCACUAAGUAAGCUAACUGCCGACUACGCCACAGCCCAGGAGGAGAUAGCUGAACUGAAGGAACAGAACGAAAAGCUGAUCCUGGAGAAUGCUGAUAGCAAAGAAGGGCUCCAACGAGUCAACACAGAGAUGGCAGAGCUGGGACUGACUGUCUGCAAGCUGACGGCGGAACGUGAAGAGACUCAGAAAUGCUGGGAAACCAAGGCCAAGCGAGUUAAAGAACAAGAGGAGCAAGGCAAACGUGAGAUAGACGGAUUAAAUGCCAGCCUGGCUGCGCUUCAGCAGGAGAGUGCCAGUCUGCGAGAGGAGCUUCAGCAGUUGGAGAAUCUUCCAAAAACAGUACUGGAGCUGAAGGAGCUGCUAGACAAAGCUGAGUGUGAGAGAGAGGCGGCACGGGAGGAGACAGCAGCUGUAAGGUUUCAGAUGAGUUCAGAAAGUAUGGCGCACCAGAGCCAGGUGAAGAGAUUAAAUGAAGAGUUUGAGAAUUUAAAAGCACAAGUGAAGACUGAGAAAGAGAAGAUGGCAUGCCUGGAAUCUAAAGUCUCAGAGUUGGAGGAAGUCAAUUCCGAGUGCUCUCGGCUGAUGGAGGAGAAAGAUUUGCACAUCGCCAAGGCCGAGACUCUGAUUUGUUCUGGAGAGGAUGAAAUACAGCAAUUGAAGGACAGGUUGAAAGGUGCAGAGCAGACUUUGGGAGCCGUGCAGCAGGAGUCCGAUGAGCUGAAGGUGAAGCUGCCGAAAGUUCUGUCUGAUGCUCAAACUAAGCAGCUCAGAAUGGCUGCCGAGAUCGAAGACCUCACUCAGACCAGGAGCACACUGGAGGAACGCCUCAUCGAGCUCAUCAGAGAUAAGGACGCUCUGUGGCAGAAGAUGGAUACUCUGGAGUUUGAGCAGAAGCUGAGGGCGGAGGAACAAUGGUGGCUGGUGGAUAGAGAGGCCACGCACUGCCUGAGUUGCCAGAGUCAGUUCACGUGGUUGCUCCGCAAACACCACUGCAGGUUGUGUGGGCGGAUCUUCUGCUACUACUGCAGCAAUAACUUUGUGACGACAAAGUAUGGGCCGAAGAAGGAGCGCUGUUGCAGGGAGUGUUACUCGCAGCAUUGCGCUGUGGCCGAGAGACUCUCCGGUGCUGAAGUCAAGAACCCUACAAAUACAAAAGCUACAGCACCACACACUGCCAGCACACCAUCACCAGUAAACGAACCCACUCCCAGUGUUACAGUGAGCAAUCCACAUGUGAAGCAGGAUGAUGGUGUGUUUGAUAUCAUCACUGAUGAGGAGGUGAAUGGACUGUACGACAGUGAGACUCUCUCACAAACCACAGCAGAGUCACAGGAGGGAGAGACGGAGGACAGAGUCUCCAAGGAUCAGGGUGCUUCCAGUGAUUUGGCUGCGGAAAGAAACGAAUUGCCCCCAACUGUACAAGAUGCUGAAAUUAACCUCCUCAAAUCAGAGGAACUCAGUUCCUCAGCAGAGCUGCACAUCGAUGACCUCUUUCACUUUGGUGAUUCUCCUCGGGAGCUGUUCGUGAAGUCCAGUUGCUACAGCCUCAUCUCCAUAACUGUAGAAAACCAUGCACCCACAAUCGGCUGGGUCUUCUCAUCUGAGCCAAAGAGCAUCUGCUUCAGCGUGGUCUACAGAGAAACGGUUGACACUCCAGUGGAGCAGUCCAAGGUUCUGAUUGCUCUGACCCGAUGUAAUGCCCACAAAGAGACAAUGCAGGGCCAGCUUAAAGCCAGAAACCCAGGCGUUUACACUCUCAUCUUCGACAACUCCUUCUCCAGGUUUAUCUCCAAAAAAGUCAACUACCACCUGACCACAGAGAAGCCAGUCAUCUAUGAUGGAAGUGAUUGUCCAUAGACACAUUGCGAAUUUUAUUAUUUUUAGAUUCAUUUUAUCUUAAUUAUUUUUACUGUGCCAAGUGUUUUAAUAUUUUCAUUUCACUACUAACAGAAUGAGACGAUGAGUUUCAAAGCACUCUGACGGUUUUACACUACAGCAGAACUGCGUUAAGGUCAGACGUGUUACUUUUAAUGUGGCCAUUAAUGAAAACACGGAACGCACAUUAUGCAGACUUACAUUAUUUUGUGCAAGAACGCUAAAGGAAAUGACAUCUUUUUAA